Magallana angulata is the source of this 3687-nucleotide messenger RNA. RefSeq names its product serine/threonine-protein phosphatase 6 regulatory ankyrin repeat subunit C-like. The transcript has 4 exons. The record is from RefSeq and is a predicted model, not a curated record. NCBI's taxonomy places the organism in Eukaryota, Metazoa, Mollusca, Bivalvia, Ostreida, Ostreidae. The annotation marks the transcript as partial. Gene Ontology annotation, molecular function: protein binding.
AACUCAAGAAUUGUAUCUUUUUUAAACGUAAACACAUAUUUUCCAAUUGUAGAUUCACUUAUAUUCGAUCUUUGGAAACAGGACGACUCUUCUUUUUUUAUUUCAACAAAGGCGUGCAAAGAAGUAGAAAAACUAAUCAAAAACAGGAACCUGGUUAUUGUUGCUGGUCACUCUGGAUCCGGAAAGUCAGCCAUUAUUCAACACAUUGCACUCGAAUACAGAGAACAGGGCUGGACCGUAAGACGAGUAAAAAAGGUAGAAGACAUCGUGGAUGAAUAUUCUUCAAGUCGAUUUAAAAAAAAUAAAACCAUUUGUGUUUUUAAUGAUCCAUUAGGAACAGAAUUUUUUGAUGAAGUGUUGUAUAAUUCAUGGCAAAGAUAUAAAGAAGAAGUAAAUGCAUACCUAAAAACAGCAAAAUGUGUGAUGUCGUGUAGAAAUCACAUUAUUUGUGAUGCUAGAGUGACAGGUUAUCUCACGAAUCAAUCACAUAUCGUAAACAUUGAUGAUAACAAAAAUAAGUUAUCCCUUGAGGAAAAGAGGCACAUUUUAAACAAAUAUACAUCCGAUAAGAACUUAUCCAAAAAAGAGUGUGAUGAGAUUGUUAAAAAAGAAAAGUAUUUCCCGUUAUUGUGUAAAUUGUAUUCUCAGAAAGAGGAAUACGAAAAUAAGGGUAUAGACUUUUUUACAGAACCCGUAGCAGUGCUGAAAGAGGAAAUACUAUGCUUCAGAAAAAGAGACAAGGGUAAAUAUUGUGCGUUGGCGCUCCUUGUUCUUUUUAACGAUGAUCUUCGUGUAGAUGAUCUUUUAAAGAUAGAUAAAGACAUGGAAAACAAAUUUAAGCAUACGUUAAAACUUUGUGGAUUACCAGAGAACACGCCACCUUUAGAUAUUGGAGACAUUCUUAACUCUAUGAAAGACUUUUAUGUCAAAAAGAUUGAGGAUACGUACCAUUUUUAUCAUGAUUUUGUGAUGGAAGUUACAACUUAUAUGUUUGGAACAGAUUAUCCCACUGUAACAAUAAAAUACGCCGACAUCGGCUUUCUCAGAAGAAGAGUAAAGUUAGGAAAUUGUAACGAACACGACGAAUCGUUCACUAUUUAUCUGAGUGACGAAUACAUUGAAGAUCUUGGAGAAAGGCUGUAUACUGAACUGUUUGGAGAACGUCUUGUAGAUGUUGUACUCAAUCCUUGUUUAAGGAAUGAAAAAGUAAUUGAAGUACUUGAAAAAAAGACGGCAAAUCAUCCCGAAAAUCUUCAAAUGUUACUAGAAGCAAAGAAAUUAAAGUUUGAUGAACAGGAAUUCGAUCAAACAUCUAAAGAUUUCUAUUUUUCUAAACUUAACUUUUUGAAACCAGAUACAAGUUUGGAAAAUGAAGUAUCGCCACUUUUUGCUCUUAUUGUAUUUUGUCAUUCUAAACUAUCACAAUGCUGUGUAAAUAUUCUACAACAAAACCAAAUCGAUUUUACCAGAGUUAACCUGAUUUCUGCAAUGUGUUGCAAUGGGUCAGUAGAGUUAUUUAAUAAUGUUUUAAAAGACCAUGCAGAAGAAUCUUUCAAAAGGAAAUGGGGAGAUCUCUACCCUAUACACAUUUUAUCUGUGUUCCAUAAUCAUGAUUUACUUCAAACGCUGAUUAAGAAAGGUUUAGAUGUCAAUCAAAAGACAAGCGAUCAAAUUUGUAUGACUCCCCUUAUACUAGCUGCUUUUAACGAUACCCAGGGAUACGAAUACUACAAACAUGGAGAGGAAGGUGCAAACCAUAGAGACGAAACUGUAAAAGUUUUACUGAGUAAUGGAGCAGACAUAAAUUUAUGUGAUAAGGACGGCGCCAGUCCUCUCCAUGGAGCUUGUGAAAACGGACAUGAUAGCACUCUACAACUUUUACUGAAUAAUGGAGCAAACAUCAAUUUGUGUGAUAAGGACGGAACCAGUCCUCUCUAUAUGGCUUGUCAAUACGGACAUGAUAGCACUGUAAAACUUUUACUAAGUAAUGGAUCAGACAUUAAAUUAUGCAAGGAAGACGGAUCCAGUCCUCUCCAUAUGGCUUGUUUUAACGGACAUGAUAGCACUGUACAACUUUUACUGAGUAAUGGAGCAGACAUAAAUUUAUGUGAUAAGGACGGCGCCAGUCCUCUCUAUGAAGCUUGUGAAAACGGACAUGAUAGCACUCUACAACUUUUACUGAAUAAUGGAGCAAACAUCAAUUUGUGUGAUAAGGACGGAACCAGUCCUCUCCAUAUGGCUUGUUUUAACGGACAUGAUAGCACUGUACAACUUUUACUGAGGAAUGGAGCAGACAUUAAUUUACGUAUGAAAAACGGAUCCAGUCCUCUCUAUGUAGCUUGUGAAAACGGACAUGAUAGCACUCUACAACUUUUACUAAGUAAUGGAGCAGACAUUAAAUUAUGCAAGGAAGACGGAUUCAGUCCUCUCCAUAUGGCUUGUUUUAACGGACAUGAUAGCACACUACAACUUUUACUGAAUAAUGGAGCAAACAUCAAUUUGUGUGAUAAGGACGGAACCAGUCCUCUCUAUACGGCUUGUCCAUACGGACAUGAUAGCACUGUAAAACUUUUACUAAGUAAUGGAGCAGACAUUAAAUUAUGCAAAAAAGACGGAUCCAGUCCUCUCCAUAUGGCUUGUUUUAAAGGACAUGAUAGCACUGUACAACCUUUACUGAGUAAUGGAGCAGACAUUAAUUUACGCAUGAAAGACGGAUCCAGUCCUCUCUAUGUAGCUUGUCAAAACGGACAUGAUAACACUGUACAACUUUUACUAAGAAAUGGAGCAAACAUUAAUUUAUGUGAUAAGGACGGAUCUAGUCCUCUCCAUAUGGCUUGUUUAAACGAAGAAGAUAGCACUGCACAACUUUUACUGAAUAAUGGAGCAGACAUUAAUUUAUGUGAUGAGGACGGAACCAGUCCUCUCGAUAUUGCUUCUCAAUUCGGACAUGAUAGCACUGUACAACUUUUACUGAAUAAUGGAGCAAACAUCAAUUUGUGUGAUAAGGACAGAACCAGUCCUCUCCAUUUUGCUUCUCAAAACGGACAUGAUAGCACUGUACAUAUUUUACUGAGUAAUGGAGCAGUCAUUAAUUUAUGUGAUGAGGACGGAGACAGUCCUCUCUAUGUCGCUUGUCAAAGCGGACAUGAUAGCACUGUACAAAUUUUACUGAGCAAUGGAGCAGACAUUAAUUUAUGUAAUGAGUACGGAACCAGUCCUCUUUGUAUAGCUUGUCAAAACGGACAUGAUAGAACUUUACAACUUUUACUAAGUAAUGGAGCACAAAUUAAUAUAUACAUUAAUUUAUGUGAUGAGAACGGAUUCGGAGCCAGUCCUCUCUAUAUAGCUUGUGGACAGGGACAUGAUAGCACUGUUUCAAAAUAUUAUCCCCUUAAAAAUAUUUUCGAUGGAAUUGGAGAUAUUUUUGCUGGAAUUGCGCGUAUUGUAAAUGGUGGUAAAGUUCCUCCAAGUGGUGCUAAAGCUGGAAUAGGAGGUGCAAGAGCCGAAUUUGGAGGUGCAAGGGCCGAAUUCGGAGGUGCAAGAGCUGAGAUAAAGGGUGCUAAAGCUGAAUUUGGAGGUGCAAGCGCCGAAUUCGGAGGUGCAAGAGCUGAGAUAAAGGGUGCUAAAGCUGAAUUUGGAGGCGUGGGAGCUUCACUAGCGGGAAAACGAAAACGUUCUGUGAAGUAG